Messenger RNA from Danio rerio (zebrafish), 2356 nucleotides. The record is from RefSeq and is a predicted model, not a curated record. NCBI's taxonomy places the organism in Eukaryota, Metazoa, Chordata, Actinopteri, Cypriniformes, Danionidae.
AAAUUAUGAAGUCAAAUAUGUAACAUUUAGUUAUUUCAGAUGAUUUCUUGGCAGUGAUGUUUAAUGUAAUGGUCAAUGUGUACAACCCUGAGGCUCUACACAGUAGGUGUGGUGCAGUGUCAACAGAGCAAAAUGUGGGUAUGUAAUUUUGAGAUUUUGAGAUUGUCUUGGGUGGGACAGUAUGACUCUUGAGUCACUACAUGCUUAUUAAACACAGUAUAUCUUAAGAGGAAGCAUUUUCUAAUUUAUCAUGUAGAAAAUCAGUCUGUGCAUUUCAACAGUACCCAAAAAUUAGCAAAGUUUGUUUUUAAAAUGAUCCAGUCUAGCUUUUGUUUGCACAUCCAGUCAUGUUUGGGAAAUUCCUGGUUGUUUCAUAAAAUCUGCCGUCUGUGUCUGCAUUCCUAUUCGGUUUCAACCCAACUUAAUAAUAACAGUCAUCUCACCGCAGUGUGAAAUUAGGAUCGUUCUUACUGUGGGAAUGACAGAAUUAUACUAUCAUUAACUGAACCAAAGUGCCUUUUCAGAGGGUAACUGCGGUUUCACUUUAAUCAACACUGGAAAGACAAAAUCGGCGAGGAACAACCUCAGAUUAGACACUUUUCUGCUGUGGGUGAAUGCAACAUUGUGAUUUAUCGAAAAUAAACCAGAUUUCUUCAUUGUUGGGAUCUGUUCAUGCUGUGAAAAUCAAUGUUUGGAGUUGACUUCCAGACUACCGCAAACAAACCUCAUUUUUAUGAUCAUAUUUAUCCGUUUUUGAUUUGAGUUUUAAUGCUGUGAAACUGAACCAAUAUAUCAAAUUAAACUCGUCUGGAUAUGUCGAACAUUUCAAAAUGGCUUAAUUUGAUGAUUCAUUUAAACGCUAGACAUUUUCUGAAUUGUGCGAUUAAAUUAUGGUCUGAGGUUUUAUUUAGUCAGAGCCCAUUUCUCAUAUUGUCCCCACAGCUGAUUGGUUGCUUGAGAAAUGGACAGUGUUUAAGUACAGCUUUCCCCACUUACGGUUUUCUGUUUUGAUCAAAGGAUUUUAAAGUGAGUAUUUGUCUUUUUUUAACAUCAUGCAGUGUUAGCUAUCAAUCUCGUAAUCAAUUUGUGUGGUGUAAUUUGUCAGUUUAAUAUUAACUUUGUGUGUCUCUUUAGGCAUGACACAAAUGAGGCUUAUAGUGAUGAUCGUGUGCUUUCUUGCUGGAACAUCCGCUGUUCCGAUCUCCCCAAAUGCUGAUUUAAAGGAAUCGCUGUCAGUGGGAGAUAUGCAACAGUUUCAGCCUGGAUCUCCUAGAAUGCUCUCUGGACUUCAUCAACAGGUGCCCAAUCCAUGGGCCUCUCAACCCAACCCCAGUACUGCUGUCAGACAGCAUCCAGCACAGUUUCAGUACCUUCCUUAUUCUCAGCAACCGCAGUUUUUCUACUAUCCCAUUCUUGGACAGCAAUCAAGGAACCCGACAUUCUCCUAUGGAGUGUCUGCUUUCCAGCAUGCUGCAUCCCAACAAUAUCCUGCUAAUGCAGCUCCAGCUUUACGGCCAGCAAGACCACAACAGGGGCAAAAUGCACACCAAAUGCGUCAGCCUCAACAACAACAACAACAACAACAACAGUUUCAACCCAUUUUUUAUAUGGUUCCUCAAAUGCCACAGCGAAUGGCUGGAUCAUAUGGUGGACUGAGCUCUGAGGAACUUCAGAACAUGGGCCGUGUUAACAUGCACCUACCUGCGAUUAGAGGAAAUGUGUUUCCUGUAUCUGGACCUCAAACUGUUGUACCCAUUGGGCCAGUAAGACCGCCCAACCCCUUCCCUGCCACUGGAAUGACCUACCCGGGCAUUACUGAGCUCCAGCAACCCAGCAUUAUAGCCGUGCCUCCUAGCAGAGAUGCCAUACCUGCUACUGGUGGAUCCCAUCCAAAUAGUGCAGUGCUGCCUAGUAGGAUUUCUGGCACUCAGGAUCGUGAUCGAGCACCAUGUGUGUCCGCUGAAAUCCCCUCAACCAACUCUUUUGCACCUUUAGAUUCAGGUCACGGAGCUUUCAUCUCAGCUGAUGUUCCUACUGUCCACCCCGAUCCCCAAAGCAGUGGUCCCAGUCUAGUUCCCGAUCCACUCCCAACAGCAGAAUACAAAGAAGAUCUUUUUCCAGCAGCCCCACCACUGCUUUCUGAUACUGUAGACACCAAUACUGCUAAUGAGAUGUAUCCCUAAGAUACAUGAUUAAUGCAGGAUUUACACAAAUAUGUAUUUUACGUCAAGCUAACUGAUUUAUAUAUUAGGUUGAGUCAGGAUUUUUCAUAGAAAUCUAAAUAAAUAGCCCCCCCACCACUUUAGAUUUUCCCCUAAUUGUUGUUUAACGGUAAGAAGAUGUUUUUCUACACAUU